Sphaeroforma arctica JP610 is the source of this 312-nucleotide messenger RNA. RefSeq lists its product as hypothetical. Lineage: Eukaryota; Ichthyosporea; Ichthyophonida. The record is from RefSeq and is a predicted model, not a curated record. The transcript has a single exon. The coding region runs from base 1 to 312 and encodes 103 amino acids.
AUGAGCAAGCCUCGUGCUAAAUCAGGGAAGAAAUCCAAGUCACAUACCAACCCGCAUGCGAGAAAAUCAGCUAACCCCAAACAUGCUGAGAAAACGACCCAGCUUCAACAAGGCACCAGAUGGUCUCGUGCAGAGGAAUUGGAUCUGAUAGCGUACAACAUCAAUUGCGAUGUACUGCGAGAAGAGCUUCGAAAAGCUAAGCUCGAGAAAUGUACGCAACUCCUCGUGAUAGUGUUCAGUGCCGUUUUGUGUUUUGGUGACGGGACUGAUCGGGAAUGGUCCGAUUUUUCAAUAUCAAGUCAUUGGAUGUGA